AUGCCUCAGAAGAGUCGGCAGCGGCGUCUAACAAAGCCUCGGAAGGAACGGCGACGGCGUCAAAUCCCAUCAGAGUCGAGGUCGACGCCCCAUGUUUUGCCCGGUUCUCCGACGCAAGAUUUCGACGCGGAAUCGCAACUGCUCGAACCCGCACCCCAGCUGCAAACGAUCAAGGCCGCGCUGGAAAUCCAGAUGCGCAAUCCCCGACUGGCCCAGCUCGACAUUUCGUGCUGGUGUAUCAAAGACGAUGGCGUGGACCAGAUCUUGCAUCUGUUCGAGGCCCUCCGACCGCGCAGGGUGAAAGUGCGCAUUAUCACCAAUUUCUUUGAUGGGAAGAGCCACGUGGACGCCAUCCGGCGCGUGAAGCAGUCCUCGGACCACGUCAGGAUCAAGCUUAUGGACUCCGAGGAGAGCGCCCUGUGCUUCCCCCCUUGGGGGUGGAUGUUCCAUGACGGCGCGGGCAGCUGCUACGAGUCGGUGCUGGGGUUUAACUCGGGGAUCGAGGAAUGCGGGCUCCUGACAACCACUGGGGACAAGGAGGACGGCGCCGCCCGGCACGUGAUGGAAUUCAACCGGUUCUGGGACCAGCAGGACGAGUCUCUGGAGACAAAGCUACACGAAUACACCGAGGCCACCCACGCGCGGUGGGUGCUCAUGGAAGAGGAUGAUCGCGCCAUAUUCGGCAACGGUGUUGAACGGCCAGUCACGUUUUUCUUAUCGUAGGAGCGAAGACAAUGUGCAUUUUGUAUCAAUAAUGCGGAUCUGUGUGGAAGGUUGUUAUUCGGAAUUGCU
This is a messenger RNA of Cladophialophora immunda, 792 nucleotides long. RefSeq lists its product as uncharacterized. Lineage: Eukaryota; Fungi; Ascomycota; Eurotiomycetes; Chaetothyriales; Herpotrichiellaceae. The transcript is spliced from 2 exons. The record is from RefSeq and is a predicted model, not a curated record. Bases 1 to 723 code for a protein of 240 amino acids.